Molecule: messenger RNA, 1128 nt
Organism: Fonsecaea multimorphosa CBS 102226
Lineage: Eukaryota; Fungi; Ascomycota; Eurotiomycetes; Chaetothyriales; Herpotrichiellaceae
Exons: 2
Coding region: 1-1128 (375 amino acids)
Source: RefSeq, a predicted model, not a curated record
AUGAUUGUGUCCCAGAAUGAUCUCCUGGUGGCCCCAAAGGCCGUGCCACCACUUGAUAUUCCUCCUUCGACGAACACAGUCACUGUGCGCAUCAUUGACAGUACCUCUCAAUUGACUGCUCAUAUGUCAAUGAUCGUAGAACCACAUAUUCCAGGACACGACUUGUUGCGGUGCCCUGCCUACUCUUUCUUGGUCGAGCACCCAUCUGGCCGCAAACUGCUUUACGACCUUGGCACCAGGAAGGACUGGCAGAAUUUUUCACCCGUUGUAAAUCAGCUCCUGAAAGACCAUGAUCUCACAGUCGAGGUGAAGAAAGAUGUCGCAGAGAUACUCGAGGAUCAUGGGGUACCAGCCGGUGAGGGUGCCAUUGAGGCCAUCAUCUGGAGUCACUGGCACUAUGACCAUAUUGGCGACCCAAGCACCUUUCCCGCGAGCACAAAAUUGAUUGUUGGCCCUGGAUUCAAGAAAGCAUUCCUUCCGGGAUAUCCUGCUGGACCUGACUCCGUCAUCCUUGAAUCCGACUAUAAAGGGCGGGACUUGGUAGAGCUGGAGUUCUCUUCGUCACAAAAGCGAAUUGGCGGCCUACAAUAUAUCGAUUACUUCGGCGAUGGGAGUUUCUAUGUGCUCGAUGCACCUGGCCAUGCUCUCGGCCAUGUCUCUGCGCUUGCUCGAGUGACUUGCGGCCAUGGAGACGAAGACGAUACGUUCAUCUUCAUGGGCGGGGACGCAUGCCACCACGGCGGUGAGUUCAGACCGACAGAGUACUUACCGCUGCCGCGAGCUAUUGUGCCUUCACCAUUCCCGCGACAUACUCAUGGUGUUUGUCCGGGUGCAUGGCUCCAGGCGCUUCAUCACGAACAACGGGCGGACCGGCCUUUUUAUCGGCUGAAACCCGGGUUUGCCCACGACCAGGAAGCAGUUGAGGAAACCAUUCACAAGCUAGAAGCAUUCGACGCAGCGGACAAUGUCUUCGUCAUCAUCGCACACGACCCUUCUUUGCUGGACGAGGGGUUUCCCAUGUUUCCUGCUGUGGCGAAUGAUUGGGCGCGGCACAACUUUGCGGAAAAGGUUCGUUGGUGCUUUGUGAAGGAUUUUGAAGCUGCAUUGAAGGAAGUGCAGGAGAAUUGA